AUGGUUUCAAAUACAGAAAUUAAUGCAAAUGAUGCAGAAAAUAAAAUUUACCGAAAUACUAUUGGACCCGUAAAAGAAUUUACAUCUGUGCGAUGGGCUCAAACUGCAUGUUUUGUAUUAAUUGCUAUUAUGAAUUUAAGUGCUUGGAUCGAUUUACAAGGAUUAUUUGUUGAAAUACCUCUUAUUAUUCCGCAUACUCCAGAAGGAUGGACAUUACCAUCCAUAGCAGCAAUUUGUAUUUGUGCAGCUAAUAUUGUUCCUGCAAUUGUUGUAAUAUUACGUUGGUGGCAAGGAAAAAAAUUCUCUGAAAUUCCUUACAUUUAUCUUAUUAUUAUUGUUGGAGUAAUUGCUUGUUUUGUACUUGCUCUAUUUUGGCAAAGGACAAUAUUUAUAUUUGGUCGUGAACGAAGUAUAUGGCUAUUGAGUUGUAUUUUCAUUUUAUCAAUGCUCGACUGUACAUCAUCACUUGUUUUUUUCGAUUAUAUGAAACGUUUUCGUGCACAAUAUUUACAAGCUGCCUUCUUAGGUGAAGCACUUACAUCAGCAAUUCCUACCAUAUUAAUACUUGCUCAAGGUGUAGCAGGUGAAACAAUAUGUAUACAGACGGGCAACAGUACUAUUUUCGAACCUACUUAUACUCAACCACGUUUCAGUGUUAGAAUUUUCAUGUUUUGUAUUGCUGGUAUCAUUGUUGCAUCGCUUAUUGCCUUUAUUUUACUUAGAUGGACAAAUAUAGUCACAUUAGCUGAUGCUGCAGAUGUGGAUGAACGUAAGAAAAUUAAAUCCAAUACAGAUAUUGUUCAUGAAGAGAGUGAACCUAUGGUCACUAUUGUAAAAUCACAAACAUCAUCAAAAUCUACGAAAACAAUGUCAAAACGUGUGUUUAGACUAUUAUUAGUUAUAAAUACAAUCAAUUCAACAAUAGCAUAUGGAUGUUUACCAUCGCUGAGUACCUAUGCUUUGUUACCUUUUGGUCAGACAGCUUUCUAUUAUUGGAGUGUUACCAUCCCAAUUGCUUAUCCACUUUCAUUAAUAUUAAGUCUCUUUUGGAAAUCUGUAUCGACAAAUAUGAUUAUAUUUCAAUCGAUAUUUAAUGCAUUUCUUUCUGCUUUGAUAUUUAUUAUUGCAAAACAAAGUCCAUGUCCAUGGUUAGCAGAUACAACACAAGGUGCUCUGAUGAUUAUUACCAUAUGGUUUAUCAUGUCAUUUAUCAGCGGUAUUUUACGAAUUGCAAUUGGUAAUCGCAUUAAAAGUGAAUGGAUAGAUGAAAAAGGCAUGUUCUAUUAUGGUGCAACUGUACAACUAGGUUUACUAUUAGGAACUAUACCUAUAUAUUUUUUAAUUAAUGUAUUUAAUCUUUUUAUUGAUCGACAACCAUGUCAAACAUAUUGUAUAUCCUAA
Adineta steineri is the source of this 1401-nucleotide messenger RNA. NCBI's taxonomy places the organism in Eukaryota, Metazoa, Rotifera, Eurotatoria, Adinetida, Adinetidae. The record is from the annotation of a GenBank genome assembly.